GCACCUUAUCACUACAACCACGUCUCCUCAACCUACCUCAUUUUAAUCAACCAAAAUAACUUCAAGUUCCUAGACACAGUCCUAGCAGACUAGCGUAAUUCAAAAAUCACAUGACCAGAAUCCACCAUCAAUCAAUCAAUCUUGAUUAGAUUGGAAUUGUGAUCCACUCACAGACCCUUCAAAUCAAUACCCGACCUCACAUCCGAAAUGACCGAAUCCGACACCCCCCUGAUCUUCGUGACAGGGAACAAAAACAAAGUCCUAGAAGUCAAAGCCAUUCUGGGUCCCACGGCCACGCUCGAAGUCCUGGAUAUCAAUCUCCCCGAGAUCCAGGGUAGUGUGGAAGAAAUUACGCGAGAGAAAUGUCGUGUGGCAGCUGAAACUAUAGGAGGGCCGGUGUUGGUUGAGGAUUCGGCGCUUGAGAUGCGCGCAUUGGGUGGCUUGCCUGGGGCUUAUGUCAAAGCAUUCGUGGAAACAAUAGGCAACGAAGGCCUUAACAAGAUCCUCUCAGCCUUCGACGAUAAAACCGCCGAAGCAGUAUGUACGUUCGGGUAUUCCCCGGGACCAGGACAUGAGCCUCUUCUAUUCCAGGGUCGGCUGCAGGGACAAAUCGUUUCGGCCAGAGGCGUUUCAUCUUUUGGCUGGGAGCCGAUUUUUGAGGUCGAGGGGGAGGGAGUAACGUUGGCGGAGAUGGAGGUUGGCAAGAAGAAUGGACUUUCGCAUCGGUUUAAGGCGUUGGUGAAGUUUAGGGAGUGGUUUUUGGGUACUAGAGGGCCUGCUUAGGGGCAUUAGGGUGUUAUAUAGAUCAUUGGACUUUAA
Messenger RNA from Aspergillus caelatus, 819 nucleotides. RefSeq names its product non-canonical purine NTP pyrophosphatase. NCBI's taxonomy places the organism in Eukaryota, Fungi, Ascomycota, Eurotiomycetes, Eurotiales, Aspergillaceae. The record is from RefSeq and is a predicted model, not a curated record. The transcript is spliced from 7 exons. Gene Ontology annotation, biological process: nucleoside triphosphate catabolic process. Bases 208 to 783 code for a protein of 191 amino acids. Gene Ontology annotation, cellular component: cytoplasm. Gene Ontology annotation, molecular function: nucleoside triphosphate diphosphatase activity.